ACUGGAUAGACAAAUAGAGGAGGAGGAGGAGGAGGAGGCUGAGCUGUAGCUGCCACCACCACUACUGCCCCUACUGCUGCCGCCGUUGGACGCUUUUCACUGCACUUGAGUCACAGGGAUAUUUCGCUCCUUUUUUCCUUCAUAUUUUUUCCUCUUCCUUUUUUUUUUUUUUUUACUCGGAAUUCGAAGUGGGGAAUUUAUCCGUCUCUGGCGCACCAAUGUACCCACUCCACGAGGGCAGCGGUGUGCUCGUGCUGCUGGCGCUCUUGGCCGGACUGCAGAUUGCAGAGGGCAGGGGCACCGCACCAUGCAGGCCAGGCUUCUCUGAAGAUGUGUACAAGGUUGUGGUGCCUGAUAUCACAGAGAAAGGACAGCCCCUUUUCAAUGUGAGGUUUCUCGACUGUGGCCGAGGUGGUCUGGUGAGGUUUGAAUGCAGCAACCCCUCUGACUUCCGGAUAGAGGCCGAUGGAGUCCUGUUCGCCGCCAGGAGUCUCAAGCAGUCCGUGCUCCCCGGGUCCCUGCUGCUGAUUAAGGCCAUUGAUUCCACCACCCAGGAGCAAUGGGUGACACAAGUCCAGCUGAUGCCCUCUGCCCCCUCCACCCACCAGGUCCAGGAAGUCGCCGUCCCUCCAGUCAUGUCCAAGGAUUUGAGGGAAAUAGUGUUCCCAUCACGAAACGCGGACAGCCAGCUCAAGCGCAUGAAGAGAGACUGGGUCAUCCCCCCAAUCAAUGUCCCGGAGAACGCACGCAGCCCAUUUCCGCAAGAGCUUGUCCGGAUUCGAUCGGACCAUGACAAAAACCGCUCCCUCAGAUACAGCGUGACAGGCCCAGGUGCUGACCAGCCCCCCACUGGCAUCUUCAUCAUCGAUCCGAUCGCUGGGGAGCUAUCAGUCAACAAGCCCCUGGAUCGAGAGCACAUCGCCAACUUCCAUCUGAGAGCUCACGCUGUGGACCUGAAUGGCAACCAGGUAGAGAACCCUAUUGACAUUGUGAUCAAUGUCAUCGACAUGAACGACAACAGACCCGAGUUCACCCAUCAGAUCUGGAAUGGCACCGUUCCAGAGGGCUCCAAGCCAGGAACAUUUGUUAUGACAGUAACAAGUGUGGACAAAGAUGACCCCAAAACGGCCAACGGGAUGCUGCGAUACAAGAUCCUCUCUCAGAAUCCAGAGAGUCCAACCUCCAAUAUGUUCACCAUCAACAACAAAACAGGAGGCAUCAUCACGGUGGCAGCAGGCCUGGAUAGAGAGAAAGUGCCCCAGUACACACUGAUUAUCCAGGCCAGUGACAUGGAGGGCAACCCCAUGUAUGGCCUCACCAACACAGCCACCGCGAUCAUCAGAGUCACCGAUGUCAAUGACAACCCACCAGAGUUCACUGCUGAGACGUUUUUUGGUGAGGUGCCUGAAAACCGUGUGAAUGUCAUUGUGGCCAAUCUGACGGUGACUGACAAGGACCAGCCCAACACGCCGGCCUGGAAUGCGGUCUACAAAAUCACCGGGGGCGACCCCACUGGCAGGUUCUCCGUGCCCACUGAUCCAACCACUAACGAGGGCUUGGUGACGGUCGUCAAGCCUAUUGACUAUGAAAUCAGUAGGACGUAUGUGCUGACAGUGGAGGCGAGGAACGAGGUCCCCCUGGCCAGAGGCAUCCACUCUCCUCGUCAGUCCACUGCCACUGUCUCCAUCAGAGUGAUCGAUGUCAACGAGAGCCCCUACUUCGAGCCCAACCCUAAACUCAUUAAACUGGAGGAGGGAAUGCUGCCCGAGUCAACCCUGACCACCUUUACUGCACAGGACCCUGAUCGCUUCAUGCAGCAAAAUAUGAGAUACUCCAGACUCGCGGAUCCAGCCAACUGGUUGAGGAUUGACCCCAACACCGGUCGUAUCACAACAAUUGCCAUUUUGGACCGAGAGUCGCCCUUUGUGAAGAACAGUUUGUACAAUGCAACGUUCCUGGCUACUGACAGCGGUGUACCACCAGCAAGUGGCACAGGUACUCUCCAAAUCUUCCUGCUGGAUAUCAACGACAACGCUCCCAGGGUGUCUCCUCGGGAGGCAGAGAUAUGUCAAAAGCCAGAGCCAAACGCCAUCAACAUCACUGCACUGGAUGGAGACCUGAACCCGAACGCGGGCCCGUUUGCCUUCGAGUUAGCCCACAGGCCCUCUGAUGUUCGGAGAAACUGGACAAUCACAAGAAUCAGUGGUGACUAUGCUCAGGUGAGCCUGAGGUCUGGGCACAUUGAAAGUGGAAUCUAUGAGAUCCCCAUCAUAAUAACAGACUCGGGCAACCUGCCCAUGUCCAACACCUCGUACUUGCGGAUCAAAGUGUGCCAGUGCGACAUCAACGGAGACUGCACGGACCAGCAGCACAUCAUGGCCGCCGGGCUGGGCACGGGCGCCAUCAUAUCCAUCCUCCUCUGUAUCAUCAUCCUCCUCAUUCUCGUGCUGAUGUUUGUGGUGUGGAUGAAGCGGCGCGAUAAAGAGCGUCAGGCGAAGCAGCUACUCAUUGAUCCCGAGGACGAUGUGAGAGACAACAUUCUGAAGUACGACGAAGAGGGAGGAGGAGAGGAGGAUCAGGAUUAUGACCUCAGUCAGCUCCAGCAGCCGGACACAAUAGAGCCCGAUGCCAUCAAGCCGGUGGGAAUCCGCCGUCUAGAUGAGAGGCCGCUCCAUCCCGAGCCACAGUAUCCCAUAAGGUCGGCAGCACCCCAUCCUGGAGACAUCGGAGACUUCAUCAACGAGGGACUCAAGGCAGCAGACAACGACCCCACCGCUCCCCCCUACGACUCCCUGCUAGUGUUCGACUACGAGGGCAGCGGCUCCACAGCUGGCUCACUAAGUUCCCUCAACUCCUCCAGCAGCGGGGGCGACCAGGACUACGAUUACCUCAACGACUGGGGCCCUCGCUUUAGAAAACUGGCGGACAUGUACGGCGGGAGCGAUGACUAGGACACGCAGCCACUACUUGAAGGAUGAAAAGACGGAGGAAAAAAAAAAAGAAGAAGAAGAAGAAAAAAUGAAGAAGAAAAAAGGAACGAUUUCCUGACGAUGGACAUCUAUCUGCAGCUUCUGAUAUUCCCCACGAGAAAGUGAUGGAACUGUGACGGAGAAAAAACAAAACAAAACAAAAAAAUAAACAUUGAUCCAGAAAGUUUUUCAAAAUCUACCAACCUAGGCUUAUUGUUGUAGUCUACGCAUACAUAUGCUUGUUGAAAGCUUAGGCAAAUACCGUGGUCCCGUUACGGAGGAUGUGGGAGGGAACACUGGUGGACUGUCACCACUCGGAUUGUUGGUAUUGAAUGCGCUCAGUUACACUUGAAUUUCACAGUACAGAAGCACUGGGAUAUAAUGUGCCUUUUUGUACAUUUUUUGUUUUCGUUUUGAUCUAAAUGAUUAGUUUUAUGUUCAAGGCUUUAAUGGUACUGACUUUUGGAGUGAUUUCAAACAGUAUGUUACACUCUGGUAUGCUUCUACACAUGCUUUUGUUCUUUUCCUUUUGGUCACACAACGCUCCUGCUUGUUGAAGAUUAUUUAAAUAAGGUACGAAGAAGAGAAUGAAGGAUCAUCCGUUUGCUUUGAUGGAAAGAAAAACAAUUAAGAGCAGCACUGUACAGAACGCUAGACUUUUUUUUCACUAAAAAUUAAAAUUAUGCAGCUGGUUGCAAAUAAAGGGAGUUAUGAAUAAUA
Molecule: messenger RNA, 3689 nt
Organism: Solea senegalensis (Senegalese sole)
Lineage: Eukaryota; Metazoa; Chordata; Actinopteri; Pleuronectiformes; Soleidae
Gene: cdh2
Product: cadherin 2, type 1, N-cadherin (neuronal)
Exons: 16
Coding region: 219-2951 (910 amino acids)
Biological process (GO): synapse assembly; multicellular organism development; adherens junction organization
Cellular component (GO): cytoplasm; postsynaptic specialization membrane; postsynaptic density
Molecular function (GO): cadherin binding; calcium ion binding
Source: RefSeq, a predicted model, not a curated record